UUGGGGGAGUAUCUUUUUGCUUUUUUCGUAACAUAAUGAAGACGUUUUUAGUAAUUUUAGCAGGGAUUGUGGCGAUAGUGGCGGCGGAUUUCGAUGACCAUCUCAUGGAGGAAGAAAAUUUAAUGUUGGGAUUAGAUCCUGAUGGAGUCCCUCUUGAUGACAUCGAAGAAAUGGACCUUAUUGACGACAAUGACGAGAAUGAUGACGAGGAAGAGGAGGAGGAUGAUAAUGAAGGAAGCGGAAAACCAGAAAACAAUAUAUGCAAAGAGAAGUACCACAAAUGCAAACGGGAUUGGUUUAAAAAGUUUUUUGGUAUUUGUAAAAGACAAUUAAAAACCUGCUGUAUGAAAGAAUUUCACGAGUGUCGCACAAAGUCAACGUCGCUACUUGCUUUCACAAAUUGCAACAAAAAAAUGUUAAAAUGUAAAAACCACUAGCCUGAAUGGUUUUUUUAUCAUCAGCGUGUGUGACAACAUAUAUCAGUAUCCACCAAUAUAA
This is a messenger RNA of Hydractinia symbiolongicarpus, 498 nucleotides long. RefSeq lists its product as uncharacterized. Lineage: Eukaryota; Metazoa; Cnidaria; Hydrozoa; Anthoathecata; Hydractiniidae. The transcript has 4 exons. The record is from RefSeq and is a predicted model, not a curated record. Bases 36 to 437 code for a protein of 133 amino acids.